GGUUCGUUUUGAUUUGAUCCAAAUCCAACGCCCUCUUCACUCUCAUCAAAGCAAAAGCCGAAACGCAUGCAUUUGUACGAUACAUACACACACCUAAUUGUCUUACCCCCUCUCUCCGAUUCAAUCGCCAUUCUUCUUCUUCCUCUUCCUCUUCCUGUGAUUCUAUACCAUGGCCAUUGAAGCUCGUCGUCUUCCUCUCUCCCCUCCUCUUCUCUUAACCAACAGGUUCGUUUCUCUCUCUUUUCUCUUUCUUCGCCGUUUCCAUGGAAUCUUAUGACCGGAGUUUCCUGGGCUUCAGCGAGUUUCGUGUAUUGGAUGACGUACGGCGUCCCGCCACCGGUUACAGCGGCGGAUACGCCUCUUCUUCACCUGUACGGCUCCGCUGUCCCCACCACAGCGGAUUCGUUCGCUCCGCAGAUCGUCAAGUCCGUCGACGUUUCCUCCUUCUCGUACUGCGAUGGCAUCAACAACAACAAUUGUGGCAGCAGCAACAUCAACAGCGAUUUAUGCCCGUUACCGUCUCGAAAACGGUCCAGAGAUUCUAUGGCCAAUUACCCAUUUACUCAUCAGAACUCAAGAUCGUGUGCUCCUUUGUCAUUUUUGGGGCAAGAUAUAUCGUUUCAGAUUCAUCAGCAGCAGCUCGAAAUCGAUCGUUUGAUAGCGCUUCGCAUGGAGAGAGUGAAAAUGGAGAUCGAAGAGAGGAGAAACAAACAAGCAAGGACGGUAAUGGAGGCGAUAGAGGAAGCGGUGAUGAAGAAGCUGAGAGCGAAAGAAGAAGAGAGGGAGAAGAUCCGGAACCUGAACAACGCGCUAGAGGAGCGCGUGAAGUCACUCGCCAUCGAGAAUCAAAUUUGGCGGGAACUGGCUCAGACCAACGAAGCCACCGCCAACGCCCUCCGCACCAACCUGGAGCAAGUCUUGGCGCAGGUUAAGGACCUGGGCAUCCCCGGCGCACGGCAAGGCUUAUCCUACCCCGAUGUCGAUGCAGACGACGCUCAGUCCUCCUGCGGGAGCAGCGGAGACGACGAGGAGGUGGAGAGGCGCACGUUAGCGGUUGAGGCGGAGGAUAAGGGGAGGAUGUGCAGGAACUGCGGAGAGGUGGAAUCGUGUGUGUUGCUGUUACCGUGCAGACACCUAUGCCUUUGUGGGGCCUGCGGGUCCACUCUGCACGCGUGUCCUAUCUGUGGGUCCCCAAAUAACGCUAGUGUUCAUGUUAACAUGUCAUAGGAGGAAAAAAAAAAAAGAAACAGGAGAAAAUAUUGGAAAAUAUAUACAUUUUUCCUUUUCUUGGACAAAAUCUGCAACUUCCGUAAGAACAAAUUUCAACAAGAAAUUCUUUUAUUUCUUUUCUCUAA
Molecule: messenger RNA, 1355 nt
Organism: Tarenaya hassleriana
Lineage: Eukaryota; Viridiplantae; Streptophyta; Magnoliopsida; Brassicales; Cleomaceae
Product: probable BOI-related E3 ubiquitin-protein ligase 2
Exons: 3
Coding region: 274-1227 (317 amino acids)
Biological process (GO): regulation of programmed cell death
Molecular function (GO): ubiquitin-protein transferase activity
Source: RefSeq, a predicted model, not a curated record